This is a messenger RNA of Rhodofomes roseus, 1577 nucleotides long. RefSeq lists its product as uncharacterized. Gene Ontology annotation, molecular function: Hsp90 protein binding. The record is from RefSeq and is a predicted model, not a curated record. Bases 168 to 1403 code for a protein of 411 amino acids. The transcript is spliced from 7 exons. Lineage: Eukaryota; Fungi; Basidiomycota; Agaricomycetes; Polyporales; Fomitopsidaceae.
ACACCGUCCACCUGCCGACGCCACAAGCCCACUGCAGUCUGCAGCCUCUACAUACCACUCGUUGCUCAUUGUGAGGACCUCUCCGGCUCCCAUCGGCAGAGACGCUUGUAUCAAGGACAGUUGAACACCUACCGCUAUCUCUUCAACACCUGUAGUACUCAGGCGACAUGGCUUCAAAACGAGGAAAGCGGGACCCAACCGCCGGUAUGCCGCCAGACAUGCGGAAUGCCUUUCAAAAAGUCAUGUCCACGUUCAACACCAAGGAAUACAACGGCGAUAUAUCCAAUCUGAUGCAUCAUCUCUCUAUGCAAGACCCGGCAGACGUCGAGGCCCUGUUUUCUGCCGCCACAGGGUCGAAACCGUCUGAAGAUCAGCUCUCGGACUUUGACUACAAGAGCGUCCCAGUGCGGCGGGACUCAUUUUGGGUUAUGCAGCUCACGCCGAUGGGCUUCCAAGGGGAGGAUACGAAGGAUUAUCGGGAUGAGUACUUCCCGGGAAGCAAGCCUGUAUUCAGUGUGAUCAUAUAUGACGACAGAACCUCGUACCUCGCGCAAGAAAUGGCCCCGCCCGGCAUGCCGUCGUCCGACUUCUUGAUCAACGUUCUCAAAAAGGCCAUCGCAGCCCCCUUGCCGCCCAACAGCCCUUGUGCUCCCAAUCUGUUAUUAAUCGCUCAAAAGCUAAGUGCUCAUGUGGGCGCGCUCCGUCCGUUCCUUGAUUCUCUCCCCGCACCAUUUGGGUGGCGUCUGGAGACAGCCGAAGAAAUCGAACAAGUUGCCUCGGGAGUUCACGACCUCAACGUCAAGGGUGUCGCGAAGGCGACCAGGCGCGCCGAAGAGGAGAAGCGGCUAGGGAACGAGGCUGUCGGGCGUAAAGACCGUACCGCAGCGGUCAAACACUACUCUGAAGCGUUCGAGUUCUACGCGGACGCGUUCUCCCAGAAGCCCACGGCCACGGCCGACGAGGAGCAUGGCAUCAAGCGAUCCAUGGCCAUCUGCCUCGCGAACCGGGCGGCGGCAUGGCUCAUGGAAGGCGAGGGGCGCGAUGCGAAGAAAGCUUUGGCAGACGCUGAGAGAGCAGCGGCAUUUGACGAGGACUACGGGAAGGCGUAUUAUCGCCAGGCAAAGGCUCACCAGCUGCUGGACGCGCGCGAGAAGUCCAUCGACGUUUUGACAUCGGCGCUCAAGAGACCAAGUCUCGCGUCUGACAAAGGCUUGGUUGACACACUUGUCGACGCAUAUGGAGGAUUCCCCGACUCGGCUGACGAGUUGCGCACGCUGUGCCAUCGGCUCUUUAUCGAUGAUGACGGCGACCUUCGUGCCCGUGACAUCAGGGAGUUCGUGCGAAGAGCGGAUGUACAUGUCAAGAAGAUCCUGGGCCCCGAGUUCUCCGUAACAGCAGUCUAAGAGUAACUGCAAGGCCGGCCUCUCAUCCUCGUCAAUACGGACAUUCGUGAUGAUGUUCGCUUUGUAUCGAUGUCCACACUCCUGUAUUUGUAUCUGCCGCGGAAACAUCUGUAUGCCAUUGAGAUUUGUCCCGGCUGUACGUGACGUGCAUCCCUACUUGGGUUAUCGGCCCCA